AUGUUCUUGGUCGAGAAUGGAUAUUUCGGCUGCACCGAGACCAUAAGUUUCGAGAAACUGCUCGUCAUUGCCUUUCGCGAUUUCAAAGCAUUCCAAUGCCACUCUGGUCAGAAGUGCUCACAAACCAAGUUUGUGCCGAGGUUCGUUUGGAAGCCUGAAACCCAUGGGGCUCACAUGGGCCACAAAGGGCACAACGGCAAGAUCAUCGCAUAUUGGCUGGGGGACUGUAUGCAAAAGGCUGUGGAACGAUCUAUGGCACCCGGUCGCGAAGUUUGCAAAUGGCUACAUGAAACAAAUAACUGGCCAAACGAUGAGCGACUGGAGCUCAUUGCAGCGACGAUGCAAACACUAUGUGCAUGGUUUCGGGAGGUCGAGAAGCACGGUCGGUACCUGACUGCCGAAGCAGCCGAUGCAAUAUAUGGGCAUGGCAUGAAGUACCUCCGCUAUCACCUCAUUCUGUGCAAAAUUUCCAUGAGGAUGAACAAGCUGCAUUGGCACAUCCGGCCAAAGAUGCAUGCUUUCCAUCAUCAGAUGAAAGAUGCUCAGGCACAGCGACUGAACCCGAGACACCACCACACGUUUCGCGAAGAAGAUGCAAUGCGAUGGCUCAAAGGAGUCGCUCAACGAUGUGACAAGAAAGAUCUAGAGCGGUCGAUAGCGAAGUACAGCAGGUAUCGUCUCUUAUCGAUGCACCGACGAAUGUUUCACUUGAACAGAGCUGCUAGACUGCGAAACCGCUGA
This is a messenger RNA of Symbiodinium sp. CCMP2456, 741 nucleotides long. Lineage: Eukaryota; Dinophyceae; Suessiales; Symbiodiniaceae. The record is from the annotation of a GenBank genome assembly.